AUGUGGAAGAAUCCGAGUUCGAAUGCUAGCUUAAACCAAUUGCGAAGUCUUUGUUUAUCUCAAGUCGAAUUCAUACCCGGUCCUGACAGCCUCAGUAAUGAACUAGGCCAACAUUUAUCAUCCAGUGCUAAAGUCUCUCUACGAUCAGCAAAUGUCAGCAAGUACAUGAUCCCAAUGGAGAUUGCGUGUGACGUGGUUAGCUUGUGUAGCAACACUCUGGUUAAGUUGAAAAUGGAUUUUGCUGGGGUGGUUGGCUUUUCGCCUGGGAUGGUGGCUGCUAUUGGCAAAUCACACAAUCUGAAGGUUCUGAUCGUGCAGGGGAGCAACUCAAGGAGCGCAAUCAAUGACUGCAAUUUGUUACGUCAAGUCCUGUGUGCAACAGCUAACUUGGAAUCUCUCUCUAUCCGAUCCGCCUGUCUUGAUAAUCUCACGCUGCUAACUGGUUCAUUACCGAAGUUGCGUCAUUUAUGCUUGGAUUAUAACUCUUAUCAAGACAACCUCUUUUGGAUGCAUUGGCGUAUGUUUGAUGAGGUAGAGAUUGUGAUCACGACCUAUGGAGGUGGUAGUGAUUAUUGGCGCAAAGCUUUAAAACAACUAAGGAUUCGUAAAGUCAAGAAGCCUCGAAAUUUCAAAUACAUUAUCUUCACAACUUGGCAUGGUUCAAGACAGAAGGAUGACGGGUUAGUGAAAUUAUGCUCUCUUCAAGGGAUCAAGUGUUUUUUCACGCAGCAAUUGUUGCUGGAGAAACUUUUGGCUGCCGGUGAUUGGUUUGGAGAUGAACCUGGUUUCUGA
Molecule: messenger RNA, 792 nt
Organism: Melampsora larici-populina 98AG31
Lineage: Eukaryota; Fungi; Basidiomycota; Pucciniomycetes; Pucciniales; Melampsoraceae
Exons: 3
Coding region: 1-792 (263 amino acids)
Source: RefSeq, a predicted model, not a curated record